UGAGUAAAAAGAUGCAUUUUCACUUUCAGUUAUCACAGCUCUGCUAAGCUUGUGUUCAGACAGCAUUCUUGAACUUGUUCUUGUGCAGAAGUGGUUAGCUGGGUGGAAAAAACAGAGCGAACUGGAAGCUAAUAGCUUGGGAGUGGUGAUGCUAACCGGUUAGCCGCUGAGCUAACUAGUCGCUGAGGAAAAACACGACAUCUGAUGCUGUCUGGAGCUACGGAGAUGUCGACCAUGGUGUACCCGCGGGAGGAGAAGCUGGAGAAGCUUUCUCAGGAGGAGAUCAUCUCCAACACCAAGCUGGUGAUCCAAGGCCUUGAGGCCCUGAAGAAUGAGCACAACUCAAUCCUCCACAGCCUGCUGGAGACUAUCAAGUGCCUGAAGAAGGAUGAAGAGGCCAACCUAGUCCACGAAAAGUCUAACUUGCUCCGCAAGUCUGUGGAGAUGAUUGAACUGGGUCUGGGUGAAGCGCAGGUGAUGAUGGCCCUGUCCAACCACCUGAACGCUGUAGAGUCUGAGAAGCAGAAGCUGCGCGCGCAGGUGAGGAGGCUCUGCCAGGAAAACCAGUGGCUGCGCGACGAGCUAGCCAACACCCAGCAGAAGCUGCAGAAGAGCGAGCAGAACGUGGCGCAGCUGGAGGAGGAGAAGAAGCACCUGGAGUUCAUGAACCAGCUCAAAAAGUAUGACGAAGAUGUCUCGCCCACUCAGGAGGAGAAAGACAAAGAAACACCCAAGGACAACUUGGAUGACCUCUUCCCCAACGACGAAGAGGACCAGGGUCAAGGAAUGCAGCACCAACACAACAGUGCGGCUGUGGCUGCGGCCCAGCAGGGCGGCUAUGAGAUCCCAGCCCGCCUGAGAACCCUGCACAACCUGGUGAUCCAGUACGCCUCCCAGGGCCGCUACGAGGUGGCGGUGCCCCUCUGUAAACAAGCUCUGGAGGACUUGGAGAAGACCUCUGGACACGACCAUCCUGACGUCGCCACCAUGCUGAACAUCCUGGCCUUAGUCUACAGGGAUCAAAACAAAUACAAAGAGGCAGCUCAUCUGCUCAACGAUGCCCUAUCCAUCCGCGAAAAGACCCUGGGCAAAGACCAUCCAGCUGUCGCUGCAACACUCAACAACCUGGCUGUGCUUUACGGGAAGAGAGGGAAGUACAAGGAAGCCGAGCCUCUGUGCAAGAGGGCUCUGGAGAUCCGAGAAAAGGUUCUCGGGAAGGACCACCCAGAUGUAGCGAAACAGCUGAACAACCUGGCUCUCCUGUGCCAGAAUCAGGGCAAAUACGAGGAGGUGGAGUAUUACUACUGCCGUGCUCUGGAGAUCUACGAGUGCAGACUGGGCCCAGAUGAUCCCAACGUGGCCAAAACCAAGAACAAUCUGGCGUCCUGCUUUCUCAAACAGGGGAAGUACAAGGAGGCUGAGAUUCUCUACAAAGAGAUUCUGACUCGCGCUCAUGAGAAGGAGUUUGGAUCUGUGGAUGCUGAGAACAAGCCCAUCUGGAUGCACGCAGAGGAGAGAGAGGAGAUGAGCAAGGGCAAACACCGAGACAACACCCCGUAUGGAGAGUACGGUGGCUGGUACAAGGCCUGUAAAGUCAACAGCCCUACCGUCAACACCACCCUGAGGAACUUGGGCGCCCUGUACCGCCGGCAGGGCAAACUAGAGGCCGCCGAGACGCUGGAGGAGUGCGCCGCGAGGUCUCGCAAACAGGGCAUCGACCCCAUCCACCAGACACGUGUGGUGGAGAUUCUGAAGGACACAGAGGGAGACCGGCGGAGGAGCAGAGACAGCCUGACCAGCGUCAAGUAUGAGAGUGGCUCUGAGACCGGAGAGGAAGUGAGUAUGGGCGUGGAGUGGAACGGGGCCUAAGCCAUCAAGAUUAUUCCUCCAUCAUUCUCUCCUUCCCCAGCACAAUAACAAAGGGAUGCGUGCUGUUGUUCCCUCUGGCCUCCUCUGUCUCAACAAACCAUUCCUGGUGCCCCCCCCCCCCUCCCUCCUGCAGCAGAGCCUCCUGGUUGUCACCUCUGGGACGUUUGGUCUUUCCAUCUCUGCUCCGUUCUUUUCCCUCCUUUCCUGUCACUAACCACCGUCUUCACUCGACAUUUAAAGACACCGCUGUGUGUAAUCGAUGCCUGUGAGGAGCUCGCUCGUACAGUUUCUUUUUAUUUCUGUUUUCUCACAAGGGUGUACUAGGUUUGUUUGUCUUGCCGCAGUUGUUAAUUUAUUUGAAGAAGAUGGGGAAAAAGAAUGGCCUGGGUGGCAUUUUCUGCUUUAUUCAGCUUUUAACCAUCACAGAGUCUAAUCCAACGGAGGAAAAUUGUUGCAAACGUUAUUCUGCAUGAUCUCGUGCUGUGAAGUUUGACUCAGACCUUUACAGCAACAAAGCGAACGUUAGUUUAGCUGCAGAUGUGGCGCCUGUAUUUAGCCUCCUAGUUAUUUUUGUUUAACCCUCCCACUGUCUUUAUGGGUGUGACCCCGCGAGGAAAGUUGACCAUUGAGCAGGAUUGAUGGUUUAUCCCUUGAGGUCCACGUGGCAGGGGUGAGCACCAGACCCCGCGAGGAAAGUUGACCAUUGAGCAGGAUUGAUGGUUUAUCCCUUGAGGUCCACGUGGCAGGGGUGAGCACCAGACCCCGCCAGGAAAGUUGACCAUUGAGCAGGAUUGAUGGUUUAUCCCUUGAGGUCCACGUGGCAGGGGUGAGCACCAGACCCCGCCAGGAAAGUUGACCAUUGAGCAGGAUUGAUGGUUUAUCCCUUGAGGUCCACGUGGCAGGGGUGAGCACCAGACCCCGCGAGGAAAGUUGACCAUUGAGCAGGAUUGAUGGUUUAUCCCUUGAGGUCCACGUGGCAGGGGUGAGCACCAGACCCCGCCAGGAAAGUUGACCAUUGAGCAGGAUUGAUGGUUUAACCCUUGAGGUCCACGUGGCAGGGGUGAGCACCAGACCCCGCGAGGAAAGUUGACCAUUGAGCAGGAUUGAUGGUUUAUCCCUUGAGGUCCACGUGGCAGGGGUGAGCACCAGACCCCGCGAGGAAAGUUGACCAUUGAGCAGGAUUGAUGGUUUAUCCCUUGAGGUCCACGUGGCAGGGGUGAGCACCAGACCCCGCGAGGAAAGUUGACCAUUGAGCAGGAUUGAUGGUUUAUCCCUUGAGGUCCACGUGGCAGGGGUAAGCACCAGACCCCGCGAGGAAAGUUGACCAUUGAGCAGGAUUGAUGGUUUAUCCCUUGAGGUCCACGUGGCAGGGGUGAGCACCAGACCCCGCGAGGAAAGUUGACCAUUGAGCAGGAUUGAUGGUUUAUCCCUUGAGGUCCACGUGGCAGGGGUGAGCACCAGACCCCGCGAGGAAAGUUGACCAUUGAGCAGGAUUGAUGGUUUAUCCCUUGAGGUCCACGUGGCAGGGGUGAGCACCAGACCCCGCGAGGAAAGUUGACCAUUGAGCAGGAUUGAUGGUUUAUCCCUUGAGGUCCACGUGGCAGGGGUGAGCACCAGACCCCGCGAGGAAAGUUGACCAUUGAGCAGGAUUGAUGGUUUAUCCCUUGAGGUCCACGUGGCAGGGGUGAGCACCAGACCCCGCGAGGAAAGUUGACCAUUGAGCAGGAUUGAUAGUUUAUCCCUUGAGGUCCACGUGGCAGGGGUGAGCAUCAAUCCUGCUCAAUGGUUAACUUUCCUCGCGGGGUCACACCCAUAAAGACAGUGGGAGGGUUAACAAAAGUUAUUAUUGCUUUCUGCCUUGUGCUUUUGAGCAAACGUCUGCAAUGACAUGCUGGAAAACAGUUUAAAAAUCAAUGGUACCGAAUUUACAUUGGGUCUUCUGCUUUAAUUGUGAGUGAAGCCAGUUUGUCACUGGGCUGUGACUGAAUGGUGGCGAACCAUGAACGGUGUUCAAGAGGGAGUUUGUGAAAUAUCUUAAUGUUACCUUAUGUGAUCUCGGAGAGGUUCGUUUUCUUUAACCGUGGUUUCACGGUAUCUAAAACUCGUCUUAAAGCAGCUUUCUGGAGUUUUUCCAUUUUCAGAAAUGAUGUGUGAUUUUUCAGAAAUCCGUAAAAGUGAAUCUCUUAUCAUGUAAAUGGUAAAAAUGCUAAAUGGUCUGUAUUUGAUAUAGCGCCUUCUAGAGUCCUGGAACCCCCCAAGGCACUUUACAACACAAUCAGUCAUUCACCCAUUCACACACACAUUCACACACUGGUGGUGCUGAGCUACGAUGUAGCCACAGCUGCCCUGGUACGCACUGACAGAGGCGAGGCUGUCGAGCACUGGCGCCACCGGUCCCUCCGACCACCACCAGCAGGCAACGUGGGUUAAGUGUCUUGCCCAAGGACACAACGACAGCGACAGACUGAGCGGGUCUCGAACCUGCAACCUUCUGAUUACAGGGCGAGCGCUUAACUCCUGUGCCACUGUCGCCCACAAUCGCAUGUACUGUGAUAUAAUGUAAGCAAUUUGUCUUUUUUUUGCUAAGCACGCCCCCUGCCCCGCGGAGCUCCAUGCAAUAGGAAACUGAGUGCCGACCAGAGCUAACCAAUAGCGUUAGACUACCUCUUAGACGCUACAAAUUUAAGGAAUACCUCGGCUGAUGCAGAGUUGAUGAACUUUUUACGGACAAGUAAGUCUCCAAAAUAUAAAUAUAUGAGAACACAGUAUGACAUGAGAAUAAUACUCGUAAAACGGCGUGUUUUAGCUCCGUUUGUCGGCUACAGAAGGACAUAAAUAAAUAAGAAACCUGAAGUCGUCAUCUUAACAAAACGGAAGGAGAAAUUAUUUGUGUGAUAUGCUUGUCAGCCACUACACGGUGCUAUCGGAUAAGAGAAAUACACCGGAAAGAGACUUUAAACCAUUCUCACAAUCUUCUGGGGCAACAAUGGUAGAGGAUUUAAGCGCCCGUCCCCUAAUCGGAAGGUUGCAGGUUCGAGCCCCACUCAGUUUAUCACUGUCGUCGUGUCCUUGGGCAAGACACUUAACCCAGCUGCCGGUGGUGGUCGGGAGGGACCGGUGGUGCCUGUGUACAGCAGCCUCGCUUCUGUCGGUGAGCCCCGGGGCAGCGGUGCCUAUGAUGUAGCUCAUCACCAUCAGGGUGUGAAUGGGUGAGGGACUGUGUUGUAAAGCGCCUCGGGGGAUUCUAGGACUCUAGAAGGCGCUAUAACAAAUGCAGGCCAUUUAACAUCUAAAAUGUAAUAUUUACUAUUUUAAUAUUUAGGCUAAUUUGUGACUGAAAACAAUAGACUUUUACAAAUAUAUUGAGGAUAAAUUCUGAACAAAUUAGGACAUGUGGCUAAAUUUUAGUGUGAAGAUUUGCAUUUGGACAAAAGUUGUAAUUUAUUCACGUUGACAGAACUUCUGGAUGAACCGUUUUGGUGCGAUUCCAACUGAAGAUUCUUCUAAUUUCUCAUAAUUUUGAACCCCCAACAGCCACAGCCCAGCGACAUUAAGCCUUUAAAGAAGGGACUUUUGCCUUUUUUGUUUUUUAUAUUUAGAUUUUCUAAUUCAUUUUCUAUGACAAUUGUUUACAUUUAAGUGCUUUUUACGUUGUUUUUGUGGCUGAUUAUGAAGGCAGGAGUUACAAAAGGUCAACACGACAGAACAAAGCUGACAGAAAAUCCGCUAGAUCUUAGAGAUGCAGUUGCCACGGUAACUUGCCGCGGUGUCCUUGGUUUGAUGGUGUUCAUAAAGGCUGAAUGCUGCAUGAAACGGACGAUAACUCACUUUUUCAAAGGGAAUUGGCAGCUGCUGUAAAUCCAGUAUGACAGCAGAGACUUCACUGGAGCAGUUAACACAAAUCCCAGCCAACUAGAAGAAAAUGUAAUUCUCGAUUUAAAGAGCAAGUCACCCCCUACAAGAAACUUACUCCACUCCCACUUCAUGUUUGAAAAAUGCAACAAAUGCUGUUGCUUGGCAGACCGAGAGGGCGGAGCCGCUAACAAAUACACACACACACACAGGCUCAUAAUGGCAUUAUGACAUUGUAAUAUACCAGAUGACAUCAUAGCAUACCUCUUAGCCAAUAGCGGUGGCAGAUUUAAAUUCAAAUACAGAGCAGAGUUUUUCCCUGACGACGGCGUAACACUGACAGUUUUAGGCAGAAUAUUUGAAUUUUAACCAAGAUGCACUGAACUGCCAAAUUAUUGACUACACGUGUCUGUAGCAUGAUUAGACACUCCUUUAUAUAGUUUAUCAGCAAAAAAAUGUGAUUUGGGGGUGACUUGCUCUUUAAGAAUUAUGGCCAUAAAUACCCAGAAUUGCCUCGAUCUGCUGGUUUAAGAGUAACAAUUGGUGUUUUUUUUUUUAAUAUAUAUAUAUAACAAUGUAGUUUGUGAGUAUUUGUGUGCUUCGGUGCCCACUUUGAAUAUGAAUACUGUGUUUUAAAUGAAGCCAAGCCAAAUGGUGUGCGUUGCCUUUUUUCCUUACACGGUCAUUUGCAGGUGUAAACAUUGUCAUGUUGGUGAUUUUUUUCUUCUCGGGACUCCAGAAGUACAGUGUCUCCUGACAGUCUACGUGCUAUUUAUGCAGUUUAACUGAAUGUAAAUGACAUGAACAUCUCUGAAGUGUAAUCGUGGACUGUAUUUCUAGAUUCAACCAGAGCGCUCGCUAUACAGCUUUUGGUUGUGCUACGUGCUUCGAUUGUUCAUUCCUUCCACUGAGUAAACUAAUGCAUUUCUGAUCAAACACACUGUGUUCAUCACAGUUAGGGCAAAUUCUUGUGUUAGUGGAAUGCUUACUUUUUAUUGAACGUCUGUUCUUGACAAAAUUGCUAUACACACGCAUAAAUAUAUACAUAGUGUGAUUCUGUUUCCAUAAGUGGAAGAGCAUAAACGGUAAGAUCUUAAAGCACCAAGUAGGACUGAUUAUAUACAUAUAUAUGAAAACCAUUCUGCAUUGUGAAGAUUAUUGCAUCACCGUCUGUUAUUCUCCAAUAAAGUUUUUCAUUUGUGAA
Molecule: messenger RNA, 6925 nt
Organism: Nothobranchius furzeri (turquoise killifish)
Lineage: Eukaryota; Metazoa; Chordata; Actinopteri; Cyprinodontiformes; Nothobranchiidae
Gene: klc1b
Product: kinesin light chain 1b
Biological process (GO): microtubule-based movement
Cellular component (GO): cytoplasm; kinesin complex
Molecular function (GO): kinesin binding
Source: RefSeq, a predicted model, not a curated record